AUGUCUGCUCCCAAGACCUCAGUGGUGCUAGAGGCACACGAGGUCGACACCUUUCACGUUCCCAAGGCUUUCCACGACAAACACCCCGUGGGAACACACUUGAAGGAUCUCGAUGAGUACAAGACUCUCUACGAGGAAUCCAUUCGCAGCCCUGACACCUUCUGGGCCCGCCAGGCCCGCGAGCUGCUCACGUUCGAGAAGGACUUCAAGACCACUCACGUUGGCUCGUUCGAGCACGGCGACAAUGCCUGGUUCCCCGAGGGUCGUCUGAAUGCCUCAUACAAUUGUGUUGAUCGCCAUGCGCUCAAGAACCCUAACAAGGUCGCCAUCAUCUACGAGGGCGACGAGCCUGACGAGGGCCGCACCAUCACAUACGGCGAGCUCUUGCGCGAGGUGUCUCGUGUCGCCUGGGCUCUGAAGCAGCGCGGUGUGAAGAAGGGCGACACGGUCGCCAUCUACAUGCCUAUGAUUCCCGAGGCCGUCAUUGCCUUCUUAGCUUGCUCGCGUAUUGGUGCCGUGCACUCCGUCGUUUUCGCCGGGUUCUCCUCCGACUCUCUUCGGGAUCGUGUGAUUGACGCCGACUCCCGCUGUGUCAUCACCACUGAUGAGGGUAAACGUGGUGGAAAGGUCAUUGGUACUAAGCGCAUUGUCGAUGAGGCUCUUAAGCAGUGCCCCAAUGUGAACACCUGCCUGGUUUAUAAGCGCACCGGCGCUGAGAUUCCUUGGACUCAGGGUCGCGAUAUUUGGUGGCACGAGGAGGUCGAGAAGUAUCCUAAUUAUAUUGCACCGGAAUCAAUGAGUUCCGAGGAUCCUUUGUUCCUACUCUAUACCUCUGGUUCCACCGGGAAGCCUAAGGGUGUUAUGCAUACUACCGCUGGGUACCUUCUCGGUGCGGCUAUGACCGGAAAGUACGUCUUCGAUAUUCACGACGACGACCGCUACUUCUGCGGUGGUGACGUGGGUUGGAUUACCGGCCACACCUACGUUGUUACUCCCGCCUACCCCAACUUCUCGCGUUACUGGGACGUUAUCGACAAGUACGAAGUUACUCAAUUCUACGUUGCCCCCACGGCUCUGCGCCUAUUGAAGCGCGCUGGUGGUGAUCACAUUCACCACAAGAUGAAGUCUUUGCGUAUUCUGGGCUCAGUCGGUGAGCCUAUCGCAGCUGAAGUCUGGAAGUGGUACUUCGAGGCCGUUGGCAAGGGAGAAGCCCAUAUUUGCGACGUUAGUAUUCCCUUUCGUCUCGAAAAAAUUGAUCUAGUUCUAACAAGUGACUUGCAGACCUACUGGCAAACCGAGACUGGUUCUAACGUGAUCACCCCUCUCGGUGGUAUUACCCCGACUAAGCCCGGCAGUGCUUCUCUUCCGUUCUUCGGCAUUGAGCCUGCCAUCAUCGACCCCGUUUCCGGCGAGGAGAUUACUGGUAACGACGUUGAGGGUGUUUUGGCCUUCAAGCAGCCCUGGCCCAGUAUGGCACGCACCGUUUGGGGUGCCCACAAGCGCUACAUGGACACCUACUUGAACGUAUACAAGGGCUACUACUUCACGGGUGAUGGCGCUGGUCGCGAUCACGACGGCUACUACUGGAUCCGUGGCCGUGUUGACGACGUUGUUAAUGUGUCUGGCCACCGCCUCUCCACCGCUGAGAUCGAGGCUGCACUCCUCGAGCACUCCAUGGUCGCUGAGGCUGCUGUUGUCGGUAUCUCCGAUGAGCUGAGCGGUCAGGCUGUCAACGCCUUCGUCUCCCUCAAGGAGGGUAACGAGACCAGCGACCAGGUGCGCAAGGAUCUGGUCAUGCAGGUUCGCAAGUCAAUUGGUCCCUUUGCCGCUCCAAAGGCCGUCUUCGUCGUCGACGACCUCCCCCAAGACCCGCAGUGGAAAGAUCAUGCGCCGUAUCCUGCGCAAGAUUCUCAGCGGCGAGGAGGACAGCCUUGGUGA
This is a messenger RNA of Penicillium maclennaniae, 1938 nucleotides long. Its product is annotated as Acetyl-coenzyme A synthetase. Gene Ontology annotation, cellular component: cytosol. Bases 1 to 1938 code for a protein of 645 amino acids. The transcript is spliced from 5 exons. Gene Ontology annotation, molecular function: AMP binding; acetyl-CoA synthetase activity. Lineage: Eukaryota; Fungi; Ascomycota; Eurotiomycetes; Eurotiales; Aspergillaceae. The record is from RefSeq and is a predicted model, not a curated record.